CUAGAAAACACUAUAUUGCUCUUCAGAGCGUUGACAGCGACAGCAGCGAGAUCACCGAGGUUCUGCGAAGAUGCAGUAUUGAGGGUGAAGAUGGCGUAGUUGGGCUGUGGAGGACUGGGGAACGUGAAAGAGCUGGCUUGAGCUCCCCAGAUUACUUAAUCCUCCUGCGCCCCCGAAAUAUUGCCGGCCACCUCCACAUCUCCUGUCCAGUCCGCAACUUGACCCCAAUAAGCCAAUUCCCGUGUAACGACAUACGGGUUCCGUCCUUUUCUCUUCUGCAUCUCCCUUAUACCGUAAUCCUCAAAUCCACAAUGGCUGACAGAUUCCCUUCGCUCGACGAUUUCGACGCCGGCCAAACAGAGGCGCGCGGCGACGGCAACAUUGACUUCUCUGGCGACAAUGCCGAUGCUUCUUUUCUCGAGCGUGAGAAGGCUGUUCUCGGCGAAGAGUUCUCUACUGCAAACGACAAGUUAGCAACUGUCGAGGACGACAACGAUGACCUGUUGGGUGGAGGCGAUGCUUUCCAAGCCAAUACGGGCGGCGAGGAGAUGUCUGGCUUCGAGAGCUCUUUUCCCGCUAUUGAUACCAGCAACGAGCAUAUGGCACCCGGCGGAACCAUCACGGGCUCGUCUCUUCCAUUCCUUCCUGGCCAACCGCAGCCAUCCUUUACCCCCCUCCGAUCAAACUCCCCCGAGCCCGAAGUCAUCCGCGAAUGGCGCGAGCGCCGCGAUCUUUCGAACGAGCAUCGCGAUACUGUGUCAGCGGAGAAGAAGGCUAGGACGAUUAAGGAGGCCCAAGAGAACAUUGACGAUUUCUACGAGAACUACAACAACAAGAAGGACAAGGAGAUUGCCAAAACCCGCAAGGACGCCGAGGAGUUUCUCGCGAACCGAGAUGACACUACGGCCGGCGGAACCAGCUGGGAGCGCAUUGCCAAGUUGGUGGACUUGAGCGGCAAAGGUGUCAAGGGCGGCGCUUCCGGAAGCGAAAAGCAACGAUUCCGGGAACUGCUGUUGACCUUGAGGAAAGACGAGAAGGCACCAGGUGCCACUGGCUACUGA
This is a messenger RNA of Periconia digitata, 1061 nucleotides long. The record is from the annotation of a GenBank genome assembly. Lineage: Eukaryota; Fungi; Ascomycota; Dothideomycetes; Pleosporales; Periconiaceae.